AUUCACCCGAGUCCGCAAUGACGGGGCCGCGAUCGCUCUUCGCGGGGAUGAAGUUCCAUGUGCACAAGCGGACGCUGGCGCGGGACAAGGCCGAGGAGCUCAUCAAGGAGCAUGGCGGCGAAGUCGUCGACGCGAACGCCGAGGGGCGCAUCCUCCUCAUGGACAACCAGCGACUCGAGAAGCAUGCAGACGACCACCUCAAUGUCGAGUACAUCUACGAGUGUAUCAAGAAGAAGAUGCUCCUCGACCGCGAUCCCUUCAUGGCGCCGGCAGAUUGGGCCGACGACGACGACGACUACGACCAAGACGAGCCCGAAGUACGCGCCAAGAGAACACGCACGCCGUAUACGCUUCCGGAACAGGCAGCCAUGCUCCAGUACAAGUUGGACAUGCACCUCAAGCUCAACCAAAGCAGCGGGUGCCAUCGCAAGUUUUGGACCAUCGCCGCGGCCAAGAGGAUUACCAACCGUACGGUCGAAAGCAUGCUCGAUCACCACAAGAGACGACUCGUGGUCCUGACAUUGCCGCAGCUACGUGAAAUCCUUACGCAUUUCAAGGGCUACGCCGGAGACCCCGAUGAGGAUGACGACGACGACGACGAGGCACCGGCGCCACGGCCGACAAAGGCGCCGCUACCGGUCGAGCGUGUCAAAGCACUUCGAAUGGCGUCGCGCGAGGAUGUACCGCGGACGGUGGCGCCCCGCAAGCAGCCCCACCGUACGUCCCGCGAGCGACGCGUCCCUCUUGACGAAUCUGCUGAGAGCGAAGAUUUCACGGACGAAGAAGUGCCACCGCCCAUGUUUUCGACGCAAAAAGAGUCGACCCGACUCAAGCGCUCGCAACGCAGCAGCCACUCGAGCGGCUCCGAGUCGGACGUCGACGUCGUCACGCGCCCCAAGAAGCCACGUGUCUCAGCGCGCAUGGUGCUCAGCGAUGAGAAUGAAGAUGAAAGCGACGCGGAAGACAACGACGACGGUGUGGUGCCGGACAGCCAGCAGUCGCACGACAGUGCAGCGACGAUCGAUGACGCGACGCAAACUGAAGAGAGCCAGGCGCCGAUCACCGACGCUGCGGACGCCCAAUCCGCAAGCAAGCGGUCGGCAAAAAAGAAGGCAGCUGCACCGUCCCCUGGCCGUCCCAAGGCGGCCAACAGUUUUGGCCGCAUUGUGCCCCGGCACAAGCACACGAUGCGGCCCAUCGCAGUACCCGGUGUCGUCGCCCGUCCAUCAGAGCUCGCGCCGUUCCCCAUGCCAGCGCCGACGACGCCCGCCCAGCUCCGCGCGCUCCGCAAGUUUAUGUUUCUCCACUCGGGCAUGCCCGAUGAGGCGAUCGACCAUGCGCUCUAUUCGUCGUGCGGCAACCCCGUCUUGGCCAUCCACUACCUUCGAGGCAACUUACCGCUGGGCUGUUGGACGCCGGACGAUGACAGCUGGCUCUACGAAAACGUUACCGUCACGUCCCUCACGCUUGACGAGACCGACGAGACGCUGACGGCACUCGUCGAGGCGGCGUUCCGCUCGGCCAAGCCAACGCGCCCGCACCCGCUCGAGAUGGCCGUCGAGCGGCUUCGCUUUUUGGUGCGAGAGCUCAGUAUGCAGCCGGCGCCGGAUUCGUGAGUCGCUAUGUGCGUCCGUGCGACAGCCGUCGCCAGAGCAUGCGCACACGUUCCACCGCGCUGGAGAGUCGUAUUGCGACGAGGCGUAGAGGCUGCAAAAGUUGUAUUUUACUAUUUCGAUCGUCCAGCGCCUCGUCCUACGUGUCGCGUUGACCAGAGUGAAUCCGUGGGGGCAAGCAAGGAUACCACCCCUCUUUGGACGCCGAUUAUCGACCACAUCGAUCGGAGGGUGCAACACUCGCACCACAAGUGCAGACCACGUUGGGACAACGUGUGCCACUCUACUGAUGC
Messenger RNA from Saprolegnia diclina VS20, 1906 nucleotides. RefSeq lists its product as hypothetical. Bases 18 to 1616 code for a protein of 532 amino acids. Gene Ontology annotation, biological process: telomere maintenance via telomere lengthening; regulation of DNA-templated transcription. Gene Ontology annotation, cellular component: shelterin complex. Gene Ontology annotation, molecular function: telomeric repeat DNA binding. NCBI's taxonomy places the organism in Eukaryota, Oomycota, Saprolegniomycetes, Saprolegniales, Saprolegniaceae. The record is from RefSeq and is a predicted model, not a curated record. The transcript has 6 exons.